UAGUGAAGAAAGAAUCACAGAGAAACGAAAAAUGGCGGACUCAUCAUCAUCGUCGUCGUCAACAACAGCAACGAAGCUCGCUGUGAAGACCGACUUGGAGAUAGAAGAACUACUGGAUCGGAUGCUGACCUCUUUGGCUCUCUGCGACGAUUCCAAGUUGGAACCCUUGCUCUCCAAAGUUCUUCCCUUCUGCAUCUCCUCCCUCUCCUCUCAAUCUCUCUCCGUUCGCAACAAGGUUCUUGAGAUUUUGAGUCACGUAAACAAAAGAGUGAAGCUCCAGCCUGAUAUUGGUUUGCCUUUGUCUGAGUUAUGGAAAUUGUACUCAGAAUCUGGUGCUACCCCUAUAAUAAGGAACUUCUGCGUUGUGUAUAUAGAGAUGGCUUUUCAGCGUGUUAAUGCAAAGGAAAAGGAAGAUUUGGCACCUAUUCUCUUGGAGAACAUCGCAAAACUUCCUCCCCAACACCAGGAAAUUAUACUUAGAAUCAUUGUUAAGGUAAUUGGUGAAUGCCACUCUAGUCAUAUUGGUGAUGAAGUUGCUGCAAAGUAUAAAAAAGUGGAUAAUUCUCAAGAUAGGGAGCUGUUUAUUGAGUUUUGUCUUCAUACAAUGUUGUAUCAGCGGGUGUCUCAAAGUAGUGGAUUCCCUCUUGGACUUUCCGUUGCUCAAGCCAAUCGUGUUACAGGGAAACAACAGUUGCAAAAUGAUGAACUUUUACGAAGAAAGUUGGGUAUUUUGAAUGUCAUUCAAGCUAUGGAGCUUGCCCCAGAGCUUGUUUAUCCUUUGUAUAUUGCUGCCUCUGUAGAUUGUGAAGAGCCUGUUGUUAAGAGAGGCGAGGAGCUUUUAAAGAAGAAGGCCAGUGGUGCUAAUUUAGAUGAUUUAAAUCUGCUCAACAGACUCUUUUUGCUAUUUAAUGGUACUUUUGGAGUUGAGCAGGUUGAUUCAGAAUCAAGAAUCAGUCCUGGGAGUCCUGCUUUAAAGGCAAAAUUAAUGUCUAUAUUCUGCCGGUCUAUUGCAGCAGCAAACAGUUUCCCAUCCACAUUGCAGUGCAUUUUUGGUUGCAUCUAUGGGAGUGGUACCACUUCAAGGUUGAAGCAGUUGGGAAUGGAGUUUACUGUGUGGGUAUUUAAGCAUGCAAAAAUUGAUCAGCUUAAGUUAAUGGGUCCUGUUAUUUUGAGUGGAAUUAUGAAGUCCCUUGACAAUUAUUCAAGUUCAGAAGCAGAUGCUAGUGCUCGGGAGGUCAAAACUUAUGCUUAUCAGGCAAUUGGGUUGCUUGCGCAGCGCUUGCCUCACCUCUUCAGGGAAAAGAUUGACAUGGCUGCUCGUAUUUUUCACGCAUUGAAAACUGAAUCCCAGUCUCUUCGUUUUGUUGUUCAAGAAGCAACAAUAUCUCUUGCUGCAGCUUACAAAGUAGCCCCAUUGGCUGUGUUACAAGAUUUGGAGACGCUUCUGCUAAAAAAUUGUCAAAUGGAGGAAAGUGAAGUACGAUUUUGUGCUGUAAGAUGGGCAACAUCUUUGUUUGAUUUUCAACAUUGCCCGAGUCGUUUUAUUUGUAUGCUUGCAGCUGCAGAUUCUAAAUUAGAUAUCAGAGAAAUGGCACUUGAAGGCCUUUGUCUUCUUAGAAAUGAAAGUCAAACUGUUGGUCUUAAGUAUCCCAAACUUGGAAUGAUGCUGGAUUAUGUUAUUAGACAACAGCCAAAGAUUUUAGAGUCCACCGAAAUUAGAGAACAAAACCUCCUUCUUCCUGCUAAUACAUAUGUGGCCAUGAUUAAAUUUUUGUUGAAGUGCUUUGAGUCAGAGUUGGAGCAGAACAAGUCCUUAGAAGGAUCAUCUGAAUUUCUGUCUUCAGUGAAGAGAUUAUGCUUGUUCCUAGAUCAUUCUAUGUUAUUUGAAGGCUCUGUUGAAAUGCACGUGAAUGCUUCCAAUGCGUUACUUAUAAUUGGAUCACAUAUGCCAGAGGUGGUAGCAUCACAUUACGCACUAAAAGUUUCAUGGCUUGAGCAUCAACUAAGUCAUGUGGAUUGGGACACUCGUGAAUCGUUUGCACGCUUACUUGGAAUUGUGUCUUCUUCUCUUCCUAUCCCUGAAUCUUCUGCUGUUAUUUCUAAAUUGACUUCCUUAUUCAGCCAAACACACAAGUCAAGGUUUGAGACUCAGCAUGGUGCGCUUUGUGCAAUAGGAUAUGUAACUGCAGACUAUUUGUCCAGAGCACCUUCUAUGCCAGAAAUAUUGCUCCAGAACACACUUAGAUGCCUGGUUGAUGUGGUUAAUUCUGAAACUUCUGCGCUGGCUUCUGUUGCAAUGCAAGCACUAGGUCAUAUUGGACUGCGUAUUUCAUUACCCCCACUUGAUGAUUCUAAUUCAGAUGGAAUUCUGGUUAUUUUAUGUGAUAAAUUGAGCAAGCUUCUCUCGGGUGAUGACAUCAAAGCAAUACAGAAGAUUGUUAUAUCCAUUGGACAUAUAUGUGUAAAAGAAACAUCGUCUACUCAGCUAGAUAUAGCCCUAAAUUUGAUUUUCAGUCUUUGUCGAUCUAAGGUUGAAGAUAUUCUCUUCGCUGCAGGGGAGGCUCUUUCUUUUUUGUGGGGUGGUGUUCCUGUCAAUGCUGACAUAAUUCUCAAAACUAACUAUACUUCACUGUCAAUGGCUUCAAAUUUUUUGAUGGGAGAUUUGGACUCUUCUGGGCCAAAGCAGCAUAGUAGUGGACAAAGUGAAUAUAGUGAAGAUUAUCAUGCUUCUGUGAGAGAUGCAAUUACCAAAAAGCUCUUUGAUGUUCUUUUGUAUAGUAGCAGGAAAGAAGAGCGAUGUGCCGGAACUGUCUGGCUAGUAUCAUUAACAAAGUACUGCGGCAAUCAUCCUACUAUUCAGCGAAUGCUUCCAGAAAUUCAGGAGGCUUUUUCCCACCUUCUUGGUGAGCAAAAUGAACUCACACAAGAGUUGGCUUCUCAGGGCAUGAGUAUUGUGUACGACAUUGGAGAUGAAUCUAUGAAAAAGAAUUUGGUGAAUGCACUUGUGAAUACAUUGACUGGGUCCGGGAAACGAAAAAGAGCCAUCAAACUUGUUGAAGACACAGAAGUAUUUCAAGAUGGAGCUCUUGGUGAAAGUGUUAGUGGAGGAAAAAUGAAUACUUACAAAGAGUUGUGUAGCUUAGCAAAUGAGAUGGGACAACCGGACUUAAUUUAUAAGUUCAUGGAUCUAGCUAAUUAUCAAGCUUCUCUGAAUUCGAAGAGGGGUGCUGCUUUUGGCUUCUCUAAAAUAGCAAAACAAGCUGGGGAUGCUCUUAAGCCACAUCUACGUUCAUUAAUUCCAAGGCUUGUACGCUACCAGUAUGAUCCUGAUAAAAAUGUGCAGGAUGCAAUGAUACAUAUAUGGAAGUCACUAGUGGCUGACUCAAAGAAAACAAUUGAUGAAAACUUAGAUCUCAUCAUUGAAGAUUUACUAGUACAAUGUGGAUCCAGGCUUUGGCGGUCACGUGAGGCAUCAUGUCUCGCCCUUGCAGAUAUUAUUCAAGGACGAAAGUUUUUUGAGGUUGGAAAGCAUCUAAAAAGAUUAUGGUCAGGAGCAUUUCGUGCAAUGGACGACAUAAAGGAAACUGUCAGAAUUUCUGGUGAAAAAUUAUGCCGUUCUGUAACUUCGUUGACAACAAGGCUCUGUGAUGUCUCUCUAACUGACAUGUCCGAUGCACACAAAGCAAUGGAUAUUGUUUUACCUUUUUUGCUUGCAGAAGGUAUAUUAAGUAAAGUUGAUAGUGUCCGGAAGGCAUCAAUUGGAGUUGUUAUGAAGCUUACAAAGCAUGCUGGAACUGCAAUUCGUCCUCAUAUGUCUGAUUUAGUGUGCUGCAUGCUUGAAAGUUUAUCAAGCCUAGAAGACCAAGGGCUCAAUUAUGUCGAGCUUCAUGCUGCAAAUGUUGGAAUACAGUCAGAGAAGCUUGAAAGUUUGAGAAUUUCCAUUGCCAAAGGCUCUCCUAUGUGGGAGACCUUAGACUCAUGCAUAAAAGUUGUUGAUGCAGAAUCAUUGGAGAAAUUGAUCCCACGGCUUGCUCAUUUAGUGCGGUCUGGAGUGGGCCUUAACACUAGGGUUGGUGUUGCCAAUUUUAUUACCUUGUUGCUUGAAAGUGUUGGUGUUGACAUCAAGCCAUAUGCAAAUAUGCUGGUGAGAUUAUUGUUUCCAGUUGUUAAGGAGGAAAAAAGUACUACUGCAAAACGUGCCUUUGCAAGUACCUGUGCAAAAGUCUUAAAUUACAUAGCAGCAUCACAAGCCCAAAAACUUAUUGAGGAUACUGUAGCUCUGCAUGCUGGUGACAAGAAUUCUCAAAUUGCAUGUGCAUUUCUCUUGAAGAGCUAUUCAUCCAUGGCAGCAGAUGCUGUUGGUGGAUAUCAUACAGUUAUCAUUCCAGUUGUUUUCCUUUCAAGAUUUGAAGAUGAUAAAAAUGUUUCCAGCCUAUUUGAAGAACUAUGGGAAGAAUAUACAAGUGGGGAACGGAUCACCCUCCAUUUAUACUUAGGAGAAAUUGUUUCACUUAUUUGUGAAGGCAUGUCAUCAUCAUCAUGGACAAGCAAAAGAAAAUCUGCGCAGGCCAUAUGUAGGCUUAGUGAAGUUUUGGGUGAAUCUCUUUCUUCUCACCAUGAAGUUCUGCUUCAGUCUCUCAUGAAGGAAAUUCCUGGUCGCCAAUGGGAGGGAAAAGAUGUGCUAUUGCUUGCAUUAGGUGCUCUAUCUACAUCCUGCCAUGAAGCAAUUUCUGCCCAAGGUUCUGCCUCUUCCAUUGCCAUUCUGAAUUUGGUAUUGUCUGCAUGCACCAGAAAGGGGAAAAAGUACCGGGAAGCAGCAUUUUCCUCUCUUGAACAGGUUAUAAAAGCCUUUGGCAAUCCAGAGUUCUUUAAUAUGGUUUUUCCAUUGUUGUUUGAUCUAUGCAAUUCAGAGCCCUUAAAGUCUGGGCAAGCACCUUUGGUUGGUGAUAUUGCUAAAGCAGAGUUGGACAGCGCCGAAGAGAUUUUUGUUCCUCAUAACAAAAUUGUAGACUGUUUAACCUCUUGUAUCCAUGUAGCACAUAUAAAUGAUAUUCUUGAAAAGCAAAAGAGCUUAAUGCACAUGUUUGCAGCCUUCCUAUUACCUGAACAUAAAUGGACAGUCAAAACUACGGCCUUUUUAUCCAUCAAAGAACUUUGCUCGAGGCUCCACAAUGUUAAAAAGGACUCCCACGGAAGUGAUGAACUUGCCAGCGUAAAUUCCCUUGUUCAGGAGAUGUUUCAUGCUAUAUCACCAAAGGUACUACAUUGCAUAAGCACAGUAAAAAUUGCGCAGGUUCAUGUUUCUGCUUCGGAGUGCCUUCUGGAAGUCAUCAAACUUUCCAUGGACGUGCCUGUGGUUAGUUCCAUAAAUGAAGGAUUCAAGGAUGAGCUCCUUCAUCAGUAUGAGAUAGAGAAGAACGAAGAGGCGAAGUCUUUGUUGAGAAAGUGUGUCAACAUUCUUCAAGACUGGAAACAAUAAAUUGUACGAGCUAUAAUCCUUGUUUAAGAAAUUUUGGGAGGAUGAAACGUUUAACAAGCUGAUAAAUUGCUAUACCUCGUGCUUGUUAAUAGGUGUUUAAUGUAAUGGCUAGGGUAAACAGGUCAUGUUCAACAAUUGUGAUGAUAUAUUUAGAUGGUAGAAACUCUUUUUCUUGUCAUGUUCUUCCAUAUAUU
This is a messenger RNA of Gastrolobium bilobum, 5673 nucleotides long. RefSeq lists its product as uncharacterized. The transcript has 35 exons. NCBI's taxonomy places the organism in Eukaryota, Viridiplantae, Streptophyta, Magnoliopsida, Fabales, Fabaceae. Gene Ontology annotation, biological process: proteasome assembly. The record is from RefSeq and is a predicted model, not a curated record. Gene Ontology annotation, molecular function: molecular adaptor activity. Gene Ontology annotation, cellular component: nucleus; cytoplasm. The coding region runs from base 32 to 5479 and encodes 1815 amino acids.